GGAGCCCUGGCUGUCACCGACAUGCCUAUGCCCUCUUUGAUGACUUGAGCAAUGCACGGCGGGCACUGUCAAGGUUCUAGACUUGCAUAUCAGUCGAUCUUUGCCAAAAUGCACCCGACCAUAGUGUACUCGUUCGGUGCCGAUACAAACCAGAUUGCCUAGACACUACUCUGUUGGGAAAGAGGGCCUUAACUGCUCUCGGUACGAAUACCUCGUUCAGCAUCCUUCCAGAAGGCGCACAGUCCACCAUCGCAAGACGCCAACCAUUGUGACGGUUUCAGAUUAUGGACAUCCACACUUGCUGACCUUAUCUCUUCCCGUCACAUGUGCGGCUGGUACAAAAGGAUAGACAAGUCUUGGGAACUGCCAAAUCAAGAAACAUUCCAGAAGGACUCGCUAGAGGAUGGAUCCCUCGACGCGCCUUCAAUCUCCAGAGGCCCUGUCUUCACAUCGAACUGCGACCCCCUAUCAUCUGCGACUUCCUCAAACAUCAGUCCCGUUGAAGGAUCUCAAGGUCACUCCCACAAAUGUCACGGGCCCCAGUAGAUUCCCUUUCUGGCAUCCUUCUAGAAGUCCCAUCAUGUUCUCCACGAGCGGAUCGACGCCUUCUCCACUGAGCGGUUUUCCAUCCGGUACGACCCCGAAUGGACGCCUUGUACAGAUCCCUAGCAACAUCGAACAUCAAUCCUAAAGAGAACCCCAUAUUUUUUCAUUGAUAUUCUGACGCGAAACACCGCGUCACACACGGGAAUCCCUUUAAUGGCUCACUGGCCCAGUCGAUGAUGGAUCACUGACUCCUUUGAUCUACGAUCUUCAACUUCUGCGGGCUUGACCGGCGAGUUUCAACCCUUUUUACUCUUUGUCUCGAGUCAUUUAACAAGUUCUGAUCCAACCGCACAUGACCUUGCUCUUUCUCCCAAACAGGACAGAAAGAAAUGGCUCGACACCCAAUUGUUUGAUUCACUUUUCUGGCGGCUAGUCCCCCUUCAACGACUAGCCCAGAAGAUCGACGAUUGAGGUGCGGGGCGGUCACUUUCCACUGGUUGCCCUCGGAGAUCUCUUCCUGGGACGCGGAACUCAGCUUGCUUCACGGGCCCUACCAAAAUCUAACUUCCCCUCUCCUUCCGGCACCGACUCCGAAUCUAAUCCGGGAUAAAGGCUCAAUGCCGCUCGCGGAAAUUCAUCGGUGCUGGAGUAUGGAUCGCUCCGUGGUUGCUACAACGGCGCCGAAAACCCCUCAAAUGAUCUUCACUGUCAAAAAAGACCAAAAAACUCGACGGUGAGCGGUUUUACUUCUGGCACCGACAACAAAACGGGCAGAAGCACUCUCCAGUGACAACACCCAUAGACCGGGGGAAUCCUGACAACGGACAAUUCACGGUAUGAGGUCACUCUUCAAAUAUUACGAGUCAUGCAGCAGCCAAACGCCAAAGAAAAGGAAUGUCUCAAAUUCCUCGAAAUGGUUAGCAUUCAGAUGCUGGCUGCAGACUCUGAAUCUCAAGUCACGGGAGUUCGAAGCACAGAGUUGUCUGGCCUGGACUGUUUGUGUGACACCAAUCUACCAUAUCGACCAUGACAGAUCACAGACCUGCAAGGGAACAUGUUCUGGCCCUUGGAGGGGCCUGCCCAAUGCAGUAGGUGCUGGGUGUCUGACAUGGCAUAAUUGAUUAUAUCUGUCCUUACUCAGCCUGCACCCCCACCAACCUUGGGGCACAUUCGCUGCACACUCAGCACGCGCAAGGUUUGGCUCUGUGCCAUGACAUAGUGUCCAAUGGCUACAUACGCUCGCGUACUCGCUACUCAGGCUAAUAUCCAUUCUUUGCUGCUUUAUCAUGCAGAACAGUCGAGACCUACAGAAACCGCGGGAACACAGCCUGCCAAGUAGGACGGGCACCCUCUCUGCUGUUGUCGGACUAAGUCUCUCGCUUAUGGGACUGAGUAUUCAGCCUCAAUCCAACAACCUAAAAGCGGGUGAAGCCUGCUCAUUGCUAACGCACUAUGGGUCCUCCAGCAUGAUGGGGAACUAUUAAACCACACCGCAACAAUUCUCAACACACACCAACAUGCACACGACGAGUGGUGACAACCGCUCCGGGACGCGCACCAGUGUGUAACUUAUAGAGGCCGCUCUAACCCUACCUAGGCCAGGUUGUCCGUCGCACUCUUACGGGCAUCAGUCGGUGCAUGCUCGAAUGCGGGCAUCUUUUGCAACCAACUGCUGGUGUCACUGUAGGGGCUUUCAAUCUGUCGUCUCCCCAAAGACAAUGAGCGACAUGGUCCCCCAACUACUAAUCUGGUCUGCGGCGACGCAAGCAUUCGCUGUCGGAUCUAGUUGUUCAUGGCCACGAAGUGCCAAAGAGCGUCUGCGUGAUCUCUCAGGAGACGGUGAGGCGACCGGGAACGACCCUAGCCAAACACUUGAUGAGAGGCCGUCUACUCUGUAUAUGUCUGGCGCAUCACGACCCACUCGGGUGCAUCGUGUUGACGCCAUAGCCAGCCUCUGGUAGCUCAUUUUGAAGCCCGUCACUCCAGCCUAUCAAGACCUUGCUCAACGAAGAAAUCGAUACCUCGAGUUGGAGACAACCACCGUCUUCGGACAGUUGACAUGGUGAAGAUUUGUGCGUCCGGUACUGACGGCGAGCGCAAACACACACAGCAGUCGCGUAGCUGGUAUGGUCUUCGUAGGCUCUCUAUGCUGGGAACGUCGCGGUACACAAUCUGCAAAGCACAAUGUAAGAACACGAGUAGACGAAGGCACGCGCGCAAAGGCUCGGUUGCAAUCUUGAAGGGCACGUCGUUGUUUUCCGAAA
Cladophialophora immunda is the source of this 2810-nucleotide messenger RNA. RefSeq lists its product as uncharacterized. Lineage: Eukaryota; Fungi; Ascomycota; Eurotiomycetes; Chaetothyriales; Herpotrichiellaceae. The record is from RefSeq and is a predicted model, not a curated record. The coding region runs from base 2193 to 2507 and encodes 104 amino acids. The transcript is spliced from 2 exons.